Colius striatus (speckled mousebird) is the source of this 5907-nucleotide messenger RNA. RefSeq names its product PPFIA binding protein 2 (gene PPFIBP2). The transcript has 28 exons. The coding region runs from base 94 to 3036 and encodes 980 amino acids. Gene Ontology annotation, molecular function: protein binding. Gene Ontology annotation, cellular component: presynaptic active zone. NCBI's taxonomy places the organism in Eukaryota, Metazoa, Chordata, Aves, Coliiformes, Coliidae. Gene Ontology annotation, biological process: neuromuscular junction development. The record is from RefSeq and is a predicted model, not a curated record.
GCGCGGGGGCAGGGAGCGAGGCCGGCCGCGGAGCGCAGCCCGGGACACGCCGCCCCCGCGCAGUAUAAAAAAGAUCCAAAGAAAUCACAGACGAUGGCUUCUGAUGCUAGUCAUGCGCUGGAGGCAGCUUUGGAGCAGAUGGAUGACAUCAUUGCAGGUACCAAGUCAGCUACAGAGUACUCUAAUGGUGGUUAUGACAUUGUAUCACCUGCUCCAUCAGUAUAUUUGGACACAUUUCAAAUUUUGCAUCUCCUGGAAGAUCUAAAGAUGGCAUUGGAAAUGCUAGAGGACCCUCAAGAGAAAGAAGCAUUGCGAAAUCAAAUUCCAGGGGCCACAGCAAUGUGUAUACGGGAAUGGUUUGAAGAGAAUCUGUCACAGGCGAAUCAUCAUUCAUCUAAUAAUGAAACUUAUCAAGAAAGAUUGGCACGAUUAGAAGGUGAUAAAGAGUCGCUCAUACUUCAGGUGAGUGUUCUUACAGACCAGGUGGAAGCUCAAGGAGAGAAAAUCCGGGACUUGGAAAUCUGUCUUGAGGGGCAUCAGUUGAAACUGAAUGCUACAGAAGAAAUGCUUCAACAGGAGCUGCUAAGUCGAACAUCACUAGAGACUCAGAAGUUAGAUCUAAUGGCUGAAGUUUCAGACCUGAAGAUUAAGCUGGUUGGUAUGGAAAAGGAACAGAGUGAAUAUGAAGAGAAACAGAACAAAGCAGAGGGUUUGCUGCAGGAACUUAGACACCUCAAAAUUAAAGUGGAAGAACUGGAAAAUGAAAGAAAUCAAUAUGAAUGGAAAUUAAAAGCGACUAAAGCUGAGAUAGCCCAGCUGCAAGAGCAGUUAGCUCUCAAAGAUGCAGAAAUAGAACGCUUACAAUGUCAGCUGUCUAGGACCUCAUCACAUAGUGAAGUGGCAGAAAGAGAGGAAGUUUAUAAGAGAAGGCUAAAAGAAAAACAUCAGGAAGUUCAACGGUUGAAGAUAGGGAUGGAAUCAUUACUGGCUGCAAACGAAGAAAAGGACCGUCGAAUAGAGGAGUUAACGCUAUUGCUAAGCCAGUACAGGAGGGUCAAAGAGAUAAUGAUUGCGGCUCACGGCAGUACAAAAAAAACAGAGUCAAAUCUGUCUGGAGCUUUAGUUACAACACUACUAUUCAGCAAGACUUCUGCGACUGAAUCUUAUGCUCGACUCCGCUCUUCUGUCUCUGGUGGCAGUGAAGAUGAACUUGAGACAACUUUAAGGAAGUGGACUCUUUUGAAUAAUCCUCAUGGAGACUUAAUUAAAACAGAGGCCUCUUCAGGAGAAUUGUCACCAGCUGUGCUCUCUCCAGUGUCACACAAAGCUAAGGAAAUCAGUGGAAGCAUUCCAGUAUCUUCAACUAAUUCAACCUCUCCGCAAGAAGAAUCUUCAGAAACCGUGAACAGGGUUGCCCAGAAAAAAAAGUCAAGUAGUUUGGAAGACUUGCAGAGUGAAUCCCUGGAAAAGUAUGUAGACGGAAAACCAGUUCAGCCUGUUGUAGAACAAGAGAGUAAGCCACUGGUGAAAAGCAGCAAGUACCAAACGUUGCCAGGAAAGCUGCCUCGGCCCUUGCAGAACGGCGAGCAGGGAGCGCAGCCCUCCGCAGACGGGACGGGCACCGGCGGCAGCGAGGGCAGCAGCAGCCCCAGCCUCAGAGAAACAGAGAAUAUGGAUAGUACAGUAGUCUCGGAUGACCUUUCACCCUUUUCUUCGGGAACGGAUUCGAGUGCGCAGUCUCCACUGUCUCCAGAAAACAGAAAGAGUCCAAAAGGGAUAAGGAAAAUCUGGGGAAAAAUAAGAAGAACUCAGUCAGGUAACUUCCCUGCAGACGACCUGGGUCUGGCAGAGUUUCGAAGAGGUGGUCUCCGUGCGACAGCCGGGCCGCGCUUAUCCCGAUCGAAGGAAACCAAAGGCCAGAAAAGUGACUACAAUGCCCCCUUUGCUCAGUGGAGCACGGAAAGAGUUUGUAACUGGCUCGAGGACUUUGGUCUCAGUCAGUACGUCAUUUUUGCCCGGCAGUGGGUGACCUCAGGCCAUACGCUGUUAACUGCGACACCUCAGGACAUGGAAAAGGAAAUGGGAAUAAAGCAUCCACUGCACAGGAAGAAAUUAGUGUUGGCCAUUAAAUCGAUAAAUGCAAAGCAAGAUGAGAAGUCUGCACAACUUGAUCACAUCUGGGUGACACGGUGGCUUGAUGAUAUCGGUCUACCUCAGUACAAAGACCAGUUUCAUGAAUCCAGAGUGGAUGGGAGGAUGUUGCAGUACCUAACUGUGAAUGACCUUCUUUUCCUGAAAGUCACCAGCCAGCUGCAUCACCUGAGUAUUAAAUGUGCCAUUCAUGUGCUGCAUGUCAAUGGUUUUAACCCCAACUGUCUACGCAGGAGACCAGCUGAGGAGAACAUUUCACCUUCUGAAGUGGUGCAGUGGUCCAACCACCGUGUGAUGGAAUGGCUGCGCUCGGUCGAUUUGGCAGAGUACGCGCCCAACCUGAGAGGCAGCGGUGUCCACGGGGGCCUCAUUAUGCUGGAACCUCGGUUCAAUGGCGACACGCUGGCCAUGCUGCUGAACAUUCCCCCUCAGAAGACCCUGCUGCGACGCCACCUCACCACCAAUUUUAACGUAUUAAUCGGACCAGAGGCACAACAAGAAAAAAGGGAAAUAACGGAGUCGACAGCAUACAGCCCUCUGACUACCACUGCCAAAGUCCGGCCAAAGAAGUUGGGAUUUUCACAUUUUGGAAAUUUAAGAAAAAAGAAGUUUGAUGAAUCAACAGACUACAUUUGCCCUUUGGAUACAAGCCCAGCUGCUGCCAACGGUGCUCAGAAAAACUACAGUGGAUACAAAGGCCUGAGUCCACUGACUGACAGGGAACUGGAUCAGAUGGAACAUUCAGAAGGCACAGUAAUGCAAAUAGGGGCUCUUUCUCAAGGCAUAAGCCAUCUUACGGUACGUACUCUUUUCACUCAUGUUUUGAAAUCACAAGUGUAUCCUGCUAGAAUCCAGCAAAAGCUGCUCAUUGCUGGCGGUAGUUAAGUGUGGUCACUCUUUUUAAAUACCUCUCUAUAGCCUGGCUGCACAUUCACAGUCAAAAAAAAUACCCUGCUUCGAAAUUCCAUGAGAAACUUAAGUUUCAUUUAGGCCUAUUUUAAGUUUUCAUGAACUCUGCUAUGUCUGACCCAAUGACAGAUAUUCCUGCCUUUACAUGAGUAGUUCUUCAAAGAUUUUGCAAGUAACCACCAUCUAAUGCCUCAGUCACAGCAAAGUCUAGCAAAGACAGACUUGAAAGUGUACAUAGCUAAAACUAUGAAAAGCAAACAACUAUAAAGUCCUGACCCCACAGCAGCUAACUUUUGACUAAUAAGUUGGCUGAAAGGUACAACAAAUAACAACGUAACAUGGUUGAGUCACAUGCCAAACACCAGACUGAAUGAGAAUUUCCUCAAGUAAAUACCAGUUUGUUUAAAGUUGCAUUCAAGAAAUUCCUUUAAAUUUGAUGUGGCUCUAACACCCUCUGUUGUGAAUCUGAUCUCAUUACAGUUGCAUUUCUUUAACUAAAGGCUUCUAACUGAACGUGCCGACUCGUUCACAUCUUGUUUUUCCAGACAAUGUUAAGCCAAGAUGAAAUGCUGAAUGACAGCAGAUUUUUAACACCUACCUUUGAAGACUGGAGAUGAUGUUUCAACGUGACCAAGAACACUAAUAAUACCUCAUGCCUGUCCAGAGGGGUGGCCAGAAGAAGCUUGAUGCUAUGGUGCAGAAAAGCUUCAUCUCUUUUCUGUCAGUGAGACUUACCACAUAGCAUUAAUAGUGUUGGUGUAGCACAGCCUUACAGGUAACCCUCCUCCAUGCUACCUUCCAUAUUGCAUGAUGGAAAUAGAUGGUGACAGAAGGGGAACUCAGACGUGGAGUCUGGAAAGGCUGGCAACAUGUUUUACCUGUUUAUUCAGUCAUCUUUUACUGGUAUACGAAAGAUCUUUUGUAGAUUGUUAUUUUUAUAUCUAACCUGUAAUGCAGGAAUUAUUAAUGCUCUGUUGUACCACGGAGCCUCAUCAGAGCCACCUAGAAAUGUGGAGGGGUGCUGGUGAGGGCAGCGGUAAUGGGGUACGAACCAUGACUGCAGGUUGGCCAGAGACUUGUUUCCCACAAAAGGAUUUUACUGUCUCAUCCCUUUCACUCACACGUGUCCUGCCCUCUUUUUAUGUACAUAAGUGCAGCAUAGAAUGGGAAGAGUGGAACAUGAUGCUGUCCGACAAGCCCUUGCUUUUACUGGGAGGACAACAAUCAAGCAGGAUGGAAGGUUCACAGAUCUUUACCUAACUAAAAACGAUGCUGAACAACAGGAAAUGUUACUUUGAGACUACCAGAAAAACUGAGGGGACUCAAAGCUGGUGCAUUUCAAUGAUAGGUUUUUUUGUGUGUGAUUUGUACAUGGGCACUAAGGUGUUCGCUGUCAAACAGAAACCAUGUUUAACUAAUAUCAAGUGUAACUAAGAAUGGUGUUUGUUGGCAGUGCUCCAUAGGGUAAGUGAAACAAUUUCCAGCAUGAUCCACUGGUUUUAAAUGGGAGCUCUUUAACUGGAACUAUUGAAUGGGCUCUGUCUGUAUACUGACACUUUGGUUAGUACUGAUGCAUGUCAGGAUGAUGCUUGUAAGUCUCAGAACAGGCACAAUGGUUCCAAGUUUUCUGAGCCCUGUAGCUGGUUGGUCUGAACACAGGACUGGCUCUGUGGACAACAGGGAUGGGAAUAAGCCUCUUUUCUUUGUUUAGUUAUACCUACUGAAACAUAUGGCUGCAAACAGCCCUGAGGAACAGAGAUUACAGUAGAAACACUUUUGGAACAUUUGCAUGAGAACUGGUGAUGUUGUAAACAGUAUUGCUGUUCACUUUCAGUUCUCUUUUCAUUCCAGGUACAGAUAAGAGAUUUUCAUAGAAUACUUUAUUUAGCAAUAGGAGGCAAACAUUACUGCUCUGGGAUGUGGAAAAGGUGACAACUCUGACUCAGGCAAGUACCCUAAUAAAACACAUAUUUGUUUCUGUAGGACACCUGAUAAUAGCUCUGCUGCUCUUCUGCUGAGCUAGGCAGGACUGCAGCACUGUAACAGAGGGAAAUAACAGCCUCACACUAGCACCUUGAGGGACUGUGCAAGGGUGAAAGUGACACCUUUACAACAGCAGUUACUUGUGGCACUGGUUGACCUAUGCCUCAUAUAUUAAUAAGGUACCAACAUGAUAGCGUAGUGAACAGGGAAGUGCCAGAACUCUGCUCUGUUGUAGACACAAGAAUGACUCUGCAGUGGAUGGUCAGAUUUGAGAAGUGGAACACAUAAAUUUAUUGUCUGAAAUGGUAAAACCAAGGCAAGUAUUUUUUUUUCAGUUGCUGAACAGUGAAAUGAUAAUGGAAAAUCCAAAGGAAUGAGAAGUCCAUCAGCAAACUAAAUAUGCUUAAUAAAAGGUAUUAAAUGUACCAGUCAAGUACAUCCCCCAUCUGGCAAUUCAAUCAACACUAAUGACAAGAUCAUAUACUAUGGGCUUUUGAAAUACUUUGUCAGGUUAAUUAGCUGGCAGACUUAUUACAGCAUUACAAAUAGGUUAAGCUGCGCCCAGAGACAGCCUUCUUAUCACUGGGAUAUCCCAAGCAGAUUUCCAGAUUUGGUUUGAAGAUAUACGUAUGAUUCAGUGUGGUGUUGUGAUAACUCAGCUGUGAAUAAUCAAUCUACAGAAUUAUUGAUUUUUUUAUAUAUAUAGAUUAAAAAAUCCUAAUUAGCAUAACACUGGCAUAAAUGCUUAUUUUUUGACUGGUAUUAAUAAAUUCUGAAUGCUCCUCCAUCUCCUGCUGCCUGUAGAAUCAUUCUAACACAAACAGAUGUGGCUGAUCUCAUCAGGGCCAGAAUCACAGUUGGAAU